Messenger RNA from Ceratina calcarata, 700 nucleotides. RefSeq names its product RISC-loading complex subunit tarbp2-like. The coding region runs from base 34 to 579 and encodes 181 amino acids. Gene Ontology annotation, cellular component: RISC-loading complex; cytoplasm; RISC complex. Gene Ontology annotation, molecular function: siRNA binding; double-stranded RNA binding. The record is from RefSeq and is a predicted model, not a curated record. Gene Ontology annotation, biological process: siRNA processing; regulation of regulatory ncRNA processing. Lineage: Eukaryota; Metazoa; Arthropoda; Insecta; Hymenoptera; Apidae. The transcript has a single exon.
ACAAAAUCAUUAGGAAAACAAGAUUGAAAUAAUAUGGCACAAAUGAAAAGUCCGAUAACUAUUUUACAAGAAAUUAUGAGGAAAAAACAAGAAGUUCCCAUUUAUGACCUUAUAGUCAAUCAAGGGGGAACCCACAUAAAUACUUUUGUGUAUAAAGUCUCUUGUGACAGAUUAGUAGCAACAGGAAGAGGAAGAUCAAAAAGGGAAGCAAAACAUAACGCUGCGAAUGCAUUACUGGAAGCUAUUACGAGACGUGAAUUGCAGCAAAUAAUUACUACGACUGAACCUUUGAAUUUAGCAACAUCGCCAAGUCCUUUAAAUGAACAGAUUGGAAAUCCGGUUAAUGACCUACAAAUAUUUUGCAGCAACCAUAAUUUAAAUAAACCUGAGUAUCAAAUAGUAAUGAAUGAAUACGAAAAUAAUAGGAAAAUUUCUACCAUUCAAUGCAAUGUGAUCAUCCCUACUGAAAUCGGUACCGCGGAAACGCAAGAACUAGCUAAACAAGAAGCUGCAGGAAAAAUGUUAAAUAAGCUAAAAACCUUAAUGUUUGAUGUCCCCCAAGAAAAUACGAGAUUAUAAUACAAUCAUACGGAGAUAUGAAAUUCCGUUUAAUUAAAUACAUUCUGUGCUUCUAAUUAAUCUCAGUGUACAGGCCCUCCUAGAAAGGAAGUAAGGAUGGAAAACUCUGUGACACCAAUCA